This is a messenger RNA of Dreissena polymorpha, 2485 nucleotides long. Its product is annotated as serine/threonine-protein phosphatase 2A 65 kDa regulatory subunit A alpha isoform-like. NCBI's taxonomy places the organism in Eukaryota, Metazoa, Mollusca, Bivalvia, Myida, Dreissenidae. Gene Ontology annotation, molecular function: protein binding; protein phosphatase regulator activity. The transcript is spliced from 17 exons. Gene Ontology annotation, biological process: protein dephosphorylation. Gene Ontology annotation, cellular component: protein phosphatase type 2A complex; cytoplasm. Bases 80 to 1858 code for a protein of 592 amino acids. The record is from RefSeq and is a predicted model, not a curated record.
UUUUAUACUAUUUCACACCGUUCAGUGCAUGGGGUAGCAUGGAACGAAACCAGUCACAAAUUAGAUUUUUUAGGAAAAAAUGGCCGCCGACCAGGGAGACGAUUCUCUUUACCCGAUUGCAGUGUUAAUUGACGAACUAAGAAACGAAGACGUACAGCUUCGCUUGAAUAGUAUAAAGAAGUUAUCUACUAUAGCUCUUGCACUUGGAGUAGAGCGAACAAGAAGUGAACUUAUUCCUUUCCUCACAGAUACUAUCUACGAUGAGGAUGAGGUGUUACUUGCUUUAGCAGAACAACUGGGUCAGUUCACACCUUUGGUCGGGGGAACAGAAUAUGUACACUGCCUAUUGCCCCCUCUUGAGAGUCUGGCCACAGUGGAGGAGACAGUGGUUCGAGACAAGGCUGUGGACUCCCUAAGGAUCAUAGCAGAGAAGCACUCGCCCAGUGAUCUGGAAAACCACUUUGUGCCCCUUGUGAAACGUCUCUCAGGAGGUGACUGGUUUACAUCGAGGACUUCAGCAUGUGGACUGUUUGCUGUGGCCUAUCCAAGGGUUUCCAGCUCUGUUAAGGCUGAACUCAGACAGCACUUCAGAAACUUGUGUGGAGAUGACACACCGAUGGUGCGCCGUGCUGCCGCUGGAAUGUUGGGAAGCUUCGCGAAGGCAGUGGAGCUGGAUUAUCUCAAGUCAGAGCUUAUUCCCCUGUUCAUUAGUCUCGCACAGGAUGAACAGGUAGGAAAUGACUCGGUCCGGUUGCUGGCGGUUGAGGCGUGUGUGAGCAUUGCUGGGCUUCUCUCCCCUGAUGACAUCAAUGUUCAUGUGAUGCCCACACUGAGGGCUGCCGCAGAGGACAAGUCAUGGAGGGUCAGAUACAUGGUGGCGGACAAAUUCACUGAGCUUCAGAAGGCUGUUGGUCCUGAAAUCACAGAGAAAGAUCUAGUACCGGCCUUCCAGAGCCUCCUGAAGGACUGUGAGGCAGAAGUACGAGCAGCCUCUGCCCACAAGAUCAAAGAGUUUGCACAGAACCUGCCAGCCAAUUGUCGCGAGACUGUCAUAAUGACGAACAUACUCCCUUGCGUGAAAGAUCUGGUAUCGGACGCCAAUCAACACGUCAAGUCUGCACUCGCCUCUGUCAUCAUGGGAUUGUCGCCCAUACUUGGAAAGGACAACACCAUUGAGCAUCUGUUGCCGCUAUUUUUGACCCAACUGAAAGACGAGUGCCCAGAGGUCAGACUCAACAUCAUCUCCAACUUGGACUGUGUCAAUGAGGUGAUAGGCAUCAAGCAGCUGUCCCAGAGCCUGCUGCCAGCCAUUGUGGAGCUAGCGGAGGACACAAAGUGGCGGGUCAGACUCGCCAUCAUUGAGUACAUGCCUCUCCUGGCAGGGCAGCUGGGUGUGGAAUUUUUCGAUGAGAAGCUGAACUCUCUGUGCAUGACCUGGCUGGUGGAUCAUGUGUUUGCUAUCCGGGAUGCAGCCACCAAGAACCUGCAGAAGCUGGUGGAGAAGUUUGGCCUGGAGUGGGCCCAGCAGACAGUGAUCCCCAAGGUCCUGCAGAUGUCACGGGACCAGAACUACCUGCACAGGCUCACGUGCCUCUUCUGUAUCAACUUAUUGUCUGAUGCUUGCGGCCCAGAGUUGACUGUGAAGCUGUUGCUACCAACCAUCCUCACCAUGGCCAAUGACAAUGUGGCCAACGUCAGGUUCAAUGUGGCCAAAUCUCUCCAGAAAAUUGGCAAAAAAUUAGACUCGGCCCUUUUGAACACCCAGGUGAAGCCCUGCUUAGAUAAACUGAAGUCAGAUGGUGACAUUGAUGUCUGCCACUUUGCAUAUGAAGCAGUUGAUGCUUUGAAACUGAGUUAAACAAAUAGUGUAGGUAUUAAAUUAGAACCCAUUAGAAGAUUUCUCUGUUAAUUUGCGCUUUCAUAUAAAUAACCGAUUGUUCUAAAACAAUUGCAUGCAGAUGUGACUUCAAAUACGAAUUGGAUGUAACAAACUUUGGAAGAAACUAAGUUGUGAAUAAACUGUGAACAGCUUUGACAAUGGUUUUUGGAUAGUAUCUUAUCUUAAUGGAAUAUGAACUAUAAAGUGUGAUUAAUUGAACAUGGCUCUGGUUUUCUGUAUUAUGGUAUUUAUUAGUGAAACUUAAUUUCAGAAUAAGUGCUUAUAAAAUGGACAAUUAAACUAUUGUGAUUCUUCAGUUACAUUAAAGUACAUUAAAAUAAAGUUUAGAUCCUGUUUGCAAAAUACCACAUAUGUUAAUGUGCUAGUAAAUAUUUUGACUUUGAUCAAUUCUUAUCAUCUUUAUUAUGUUGUGGUAAAAAUAUAUGUUGUUGAGCAUUAAUUCAUUUUUUGUACAUAAUAUAUAUGUGUGUAAUAAGCAGUUGACAUUGCAUGUUUGCACCGAGUUCAGGUCAAUUUUUGUAACACAAACGUUUGAUAUUGCAUAGAUUUGUUUGGUCAUCUUGGAAAUUAAAGUGGUACUUUGUA